Messenger RNA from Saccostrea echinata, 1827 nucleotides. RefSeq names its product protein serrate-like. NCBI's taxonomy places the organism in Eukaryota, Metazoa, Mollusca, Bivalvia, Ostreida, Ostreidae. Gene Ontology annotation, cellular component: protein-containing complex; plasma membrane. Gene Ontology annotation, biological process: heterophilic cell-cell adhesion; establishment or maintenance of epithelial cell apical/basal polarity. The transcript is spliced from 6 exons. The record is from RefSeq and is a predicted model, not a curated record. Gene Ontology annotation, molecular function: calcium ion binding. Bases 1 to 1827 code for a protein of 608 amino acids.
AUGUCGGUUGCAGUAGGGAAGAUAACUUUCUUCAUUCACAUAGACGAAGUGAAAAGUCCGGGCAAUAAACUUCACGGAGGAGGAUGUUGUCAGGGUGUGACGGGUACACACUGUACCAAGUUAUGUAAACCUGUACUCACCAUAUGCCUUAAAGACACUCCCCAUUCCUGUAGGGCAAGGUUUACCACAACAUUAGACAUGAGGCGACAAGAUAUUAUUUAUGGUUCUAAAGUCGGGAAUACAACCAACCCACAGUUUCUGGAAAUUGAUUCAUGGAGGAAAUAUCUGGACAAGAUCUCAGUGAGAGUGGUAGAUUUACAAAACUCCUCCUCACCACUCAUCUACCAGACAGAGUUCUCGGACUAUAAUAUCCAAAUAGGAAACAACGUACUUUCACAACACUGGCGACAAAAGAAAUUGACAGCAAAUUAUUUCUCUGAUAAAAAUUCUUUUUUUAUCCAGUUAACCUACAAGGCCUAUUGUUCUGAGGGUUUCUAUGGUUCAGAUUGUACACCUCAUUGUCCUGGUAAUCCACAGAAGUGUGUCGUCAACGGUCAUACGUACUGUAAAAUGGGUUGGCAUGGAAGUAACUGCGAUCAGGACAUCAAUGAAUGUGCUACUCGACAGUUUUGUGGACAUGGUAUUUGUACAAAUAAAGCUGGUAGUUUUCAUUGUACAUGUCCGUCCUCCGUGUAUGGUCUGAAGUGUCAGCUUGAUGAGGAUGAAUGUCUUUUACAGCCUUGUAAUGGAGGAGAGUGUUUCAACAAGAUCGGGAGUUAUACAUGUCAGUGUAGAAACGGAACAACUGGUGAAAACUGUGAAUCGUUGACUUUUCACCAAUGUCACAGUGAUACUUGUAAUUAUCAAGGACAAUGUCAUAUUAAGCAUAGAAAGGCCGUAUGUACGUGUAACAAUGGAUAUACCGGUCCCGACUGUUCCAUAAAAAAUUCAUGUGCUAACAAUCAGUGUCAGAAUGGUGCUACAUGUGUUAUAAAUGGAGGUAACUACACGUGUCAUUGUCGUAUGGGCUAUAUGGGACCACUCUGUAAAAUGCGUGACUACUGUUUUCAACAAACAUGUAGCGGAAAUGGUAUAUGUCACAGGAUAAUAGAAUCUAAUUAUCGUGACUUUUUCUGUAAAUGCGAUGCUGGAUGGUUUGGAUUAGAGUGCCAGUCUUAUGAUUUUUGCUAUAAUAUAACUUGUUCUAAUCGUGGGCAAUGUUUUACUGGACAUAAUGACUUUGUAUGUGUAUGUGACCCUGGGUUUACUGGAAAGGUUUGUGAAUUGACACGGGUUUGCAAUAUGUCAUCAUGUAUUGCUCCUCGUGUUUGUAGGGAAAAUUUAAUGGGAUAUUCUUGCGAAUGUCCAUUUGGAAUAACAGGAAACAACUGUGAUAGGAUUGACCACUGCCUAAAAAAUCCCUGCCUGAAUCAUGGUACUUGUAAGGACACCGAUAUAGGGUUUAACUGCUCUUGUUACACUGGAUGGAAAGGUCUCUUAUGUGAUGAAAUUGAUCACUGUGCAAAUGCUUCGUGUCAGAAUGGUGCAGUUUGCAAUAAUAAUUUGUUCAAUUACACUUGCUCAUGUAAAGAAGGAUUUUAUGGUAGUCAUUGUGAAAUUACAGACUUCUGUUUUUCUAACCCAUGCAUGAAUAAUGGAACAUGCCAUAAUCAUGCUAUUGAGUUUACAUGCUUAUGUCCUAGUGAAUGGACGGGACACCGGUGUGAAGAAGAAAACGUUUGUUUUACCACUAACCCUUGUGGACAGCAUGGUAAUUGUCUGCAAGUUAAUUUGCAAGUGGCUUUACUGGUAUUGAAUGUGCUGUAG